Molecule: messenger RNA, 1497 nt
Organism: Mesocricetus auratus (golden hamster)
Lineage: Eukaryota; Metazoa; Chordata; Mammalia; Rodentia; Cricetidae
Gene: Ttc1
Product: tetratricopeptide repeat domain 1
Exons: 8
Coding region: 166-1047 (293 amino acids)
Molecular function (GO): protein binding
Source: RefSeq, a predicted model, not a curated record
AACGACGACGCCAUUGGUGAGCGCGGCCGGAAGUGUACCUGACUGAGGGGGAAGUAGAAGGUCUCGGAGGGCCGAGUGGUGGAAAGCAGAGCUGCGAGCUUGGGAAGAACAUCGUGGGUCUCGCGGCGUGGGACAGUUAGCCUCACCUCCCUCCCUGAACUCAGCAUGGGUGAGAAGUCAGAGAACUGUAAGGUUCCAGAAGAUCUGUUCAGUGGUUUGAAAGUUACAGAUUCUCAGGAAGCAGAGUCAGCCAGCCCCCAGGUCUCUGAUCUCAAGGACCAGCAUUCCCAGAGCAAGCUACUAAAGGAUGAUGGAGCCCAUCCCCAGGAGGACCAUGGAGAAGAGGAAUGUUUUCAUGACUGUAGUGCCUCCUUCGAGGAGGAGCAGCCAGGGGCACAGAUGGUAGGGGACAAAGCCACUGAUGAGUCUAGUUCCUCUGAACUAGAUGAGGAAUACCUAACAGAACUGGAAAAAAACAUGCCUGAAGAAGAGAAACAGAAAAGAAGAGAAGAGAGCACUAAACUAAAGGAGCAGGGGAAUGAACAGUUUAAGAGAGGAGAUUACAUAGAAGCUGAGAGUUCUUACAGUCAAGCCCUUCAGAUGUGCCCAUCCUGUUUCCAGAAGGAUCGGUCUGUUCUGUUUUCAAAUAGAGCUGCUGCAAGGAUGAAACAGGACAAGAAGGAAAUGGCCAUCAGUGACUGCAGCAAAGCAAUUCAGUUAAACCCCAGCUACAUCCGGGCAAUAUUGAGGAGAGCGGAGUUGUAUGAGAAAACAGACAAACUAGACGAAGCACUGGAAGAUUACAAAUUGAUAUUAGAAAAAGACCCAUCAGUACAUCAAGCAAGAGAAGCUUGUAUGAGAUUACCUAAGCAAAUUGAAGAACGUAAUGAAAGGUUAAAAGAAGAGAUGUUAGGUAAACUAAAAGAUCUUGGCAACUUGGUUCUUCGGCCAUUUGGACUCUCCACAGAAAAUUUCCAGAUCAAGCAGGAUUCUUCUACCGGCUCCUACUCCAUCAAUUUUGUUCAAAAUCCAAAUAAUAAUAGAUAACAGAACUAACAGUAGUCAUAAAGGCUGACUGGGAGGCCAUGAACUGUUCAAGGGCAAGACCCUGCAGGUGUUUAAUGUUAAAAAGCGUCUUAUCUAAGGCUGUGUAGAUUCUGAGCUGCCUUGUUUUAUGAUCAGGGUGGAAUGUGCCUCCUGAUGUAAUGAGCCUCAAUAAUUUCCAUUUUAAGGUGGUGUCCAUGCGCCUGCUGGGUUUGUUGUUUUUUGUUUUGUUUGGGAGAAGCCUACUUGCCAAGGCUGACCUCUUAGAGCCACACAAAUGUGCUAGCCAGCAAAAGCCUCUCCCUAACCAUGCAAGCCUGUCAGUUAGGUGAUGACCAUACAUGCUGGACAGGGUCUCCUCCUGCUGUCCCUCCCUGCUCAUAUUCUCAGAGGCUGCACUGCAGGAGCUUCAGCAACCCUGAGUUCCUGUGUUAAUAAAAGCUUUCUGUAAAA